CGAACGCGUCCACAUCUCGCGCUCCCGCUUGUCUUCACGCGCGUCCAUCUGCACAUUUCACAAACCCCAAUCGCAACAAUGGACCCGGAUAUUGAGCGCAUAAUGAUGGCACAGCAGGGGCGUGGAGGUCCCCAGACUCGCGCAGACACUACGGUCCCCGACAACGGCGAAGUCAUCCAUAUAUCCUCAUUAGCGUUGCUCAAGAUGCUUAAGCACGGUCGCGCAGGAGUACCCAUGGAGGUCAUGGGUCUCAUGCUGGGAGAAUUCAUCGACGACUACACAGUACAAGUCAUCGACGUAUUUGCCAUGCCGCAGUCAGGAACGACAGUCACUGUCGAGUCUGUAGAUCACGUCUUUCAGCAGAAGAUGGUGGACAUGCUGAAGCAAACGGGGAGACCAGAAAUGGUGGUCGGCUGGUACCAUUCCCAUCCCGGCUUCGGCUGUUGGCUGUCCAACGUCGAUAUCAACACCCAGCAGUCCUUUGAAUCCCUCAACUCCCGCUCCGUCGCCGUCGUCAUCGACCCUAUACAAUCCGUCAAGGGCAAGGUCGUCAUCGACGCCUUCCGCCUCAUCAACCCGCACACCGUCAUCACGGGCCGCGAACCGCGCCAGACGACGUCGAAUAUCGGCCACAUCAACAAGCCAUCCAUCCAGGCGCUGAUCCACGGCCUCAACCGGCACUACUACUCCAUCGCGGUCAACUACCGCAAGACGGAGCUCGAGCAGUCGAUGCUCAUGAAUCUGCAUAAACGCAACUGGACAGAAGGUCUGAAGUUGCGCGACUUCAAGGUGCACAAGGAGGAUAACGAGAAGGCGAUCAAGUCAAUGCUCUCACUUUCCGAGGCGUACAACAAGUCGGUGCAGGAGGAGACGACGCUCACGCCCGAGCAAUUGAAGACACGGCAUGUCGGGAAGCAGGAUCCCAAGCGGCAUCUAGAGGAGAUGGUCGAAAAGGCGAUGGGUGACCAGGUCGUGCAAAAUCUGGGGACCAUGUUGCUCGCCGAGCUAUGAUUGUCGUGACUUCUCGCACUCUUUGUGUAUUGUACUGCGAUUUUUGGUGGAACUCUGCGUGCGCAACCCUAACCGACGCUAGAUGAGCGCGAUGAAGGUCAGCAGGCGUGUAAGCACUGAGUAGAUGCCGAAGAGGCGAGUCGAGAACUGGCAUGUAGGGCUUUGUUAUCGUCACGGUGCAGCAACG
Messenger RNA from Schizophyllum commune H4-8, 1198 nucleotides. Its product is annotated as Mov34-domain-containing protein. Gene Ontology annotation, molecular function: protein binding; proteasome binding; metallopeptidase activity. Gene Ontology annotation, biological process: protein deubiquitination; proteasome-mediated ubiquitin-dependent protein catabolic process. The coding region runs from base 79 to 1011 and encodes 310 amino acids. The transcript is spliced from 6 exons. The record is from RefSeq and is a predicted model, not a curated record. NCBI's taxonomy places the organism in Eukaryota, Fungi, Basidiomycota, Agaricomycetes, Agaricales, Schizophyllaceae. Gene Ontology annotation, cellular component: proteasome regulatory particle, lid subcomplex.